AUGUUGUGGAUAUUUCGGGUGCUCUUGAGCACCAUCUUCUUGCUGAGCGUCGUCCUCUCGAUCCCAAUCGCCUUUGAUGUCGGCGGUCGCGACGCCGGGCUCGCCUACAGCCUGGCGCUCUUCCUCUACUACAGCGCCUACUCGUCCAUCAAGAUCGCCGUGCGCCUCGUCGCCCCGUCCGACCGCGCCAGCGCGCAGCGCCUCCGCUGGACCGUCGCCGCCACCCUACGCCUGUCGCAGUGGGUUGUCAUUCCCAGCCUGCUGAUCUGGUCCUUGAGCCGCUUCUCCAUCGACGCGAGCAGCACCGACUGGGUCGCCCGCACCGUGGCCCACGUUACCGGCGGGGAGAGUGGUGCCAGCAAGGUCGUAAGCAGCGUCAUCGGCGCAAGCACCGCCGGUGGUGUUGGCGGCGGCGGCGGCGGAGGCGGCUUUGGCAUCUCCAACUUUUUCGGCCUCAUCAGUCGAGGUGCCAGCAGCAGCAGCAGCAGCGUCAGCAGUAAGAUUCGUGCCAGCGCGUCUGCCAGCGCCGCCAGUGCGAGUGCCUCGUCCUCCGUCUUUACGAGCCGGCCGGCCAGCACGAGCUGGAGCGACUGGAUUUUUGGCCGCGGCGGUAUUGUCGAGUCGGCGGCCCUGGGCGGUUGGGACAAGUCGCUGCAGUACUCGAGCCCCAUUUUCCAGGUCCUCGAGGGCUUCUGCACACUGCUGGUCAUCCAGGCCGCCGGCCAGAUCACACGCUGGCUUGUCAACCGCGGUCGAAGCGAUUCAUGGCUGAUUAUCCUGGUCGUCUUUUCCGGCUCCGUCAUUGCGAGCGCCGUCUACUUUUUGUCGCGCAUUGCGCGCUUUCCGCAAAUCGACAACAUCGACGCCAUCCUCAUUGGCGUCACCAUUACGUCGGUCGUGUUCUUGUCGGCCUACGGCAUCGGCAGUGGCCGCGGCAACCCGGUCGAGUCGUCCCUGUUGUUUGCGUAUGUCGUCUUGUGCGUGUACCAGAUCUUCACCGACUACCAGCCGUCGUCGCCCGAGGCCGCGGAGCGCCGCCGGCAGCAGCAGCAGCAAGCAGCCGCGCUCGAGCCCGAGUUCCCGCCGCUGCCGCCCAUCAUCAUGGCGUCCUACUCGACGCUCGUGCACCUGCUGAGCACCUUGCCGACCGCUGUUAGCUCCGCCCUUCACUUUUUGCACGCCGCCUUCCAGACCAUUACGCCGUCCGUCAUCAUCUCCCUGACGUACCGCAUCAUUGUCUUUUAUUGCGCCACGCGCAUCAUCCCCGCCGUGCGCGAAUCCGGCGCCCGUGCCCUGCUGCAGGAGCCCACGCUCGAGGACUCGGACGCCGCUAGCAAGCUGCUCGGGUUCCUGUCGUGGUACUCCGCCUCGAUCCUCAUCGCCAUCUACACCAGCUUGCUGUUGCAGCACUUUACCGUCGCCUCCAACGCGGCUGGCCACGACGCCGGCUGGUCCUUGCUGCGUGCCGGCGAGAUCGCAGGCGGCACAACGACGCGCUGGGUCAAUGUUGUGGGCGUCAUGGUUCUCUACGCCGUCGAAAUGUACCUGGGCAGCGACGACAUGGACGGCGGCCUGACCAACCACUGGAAGAUGGAGUAA
This is a messenger RNA of Sporothrix schenckii 1099-18, 1599 nucleotides long. RefSeq names its product ICE2 family protein. Gene Ontology annotation, cellular component: cortical endoplasmic reticulum; endoplasmic reticulum membrane; perinuclear endoplasmic reticulum. The coding region runs from base 1 to 1599 and encodes 532 amino acids. NCBI's taxonomy places the organism in Eukaryota, Fungi, Ascomycota, Sordariomycetes, Ophiostomatales, Ophiostomataceae. The record is from RefSeq and is a predicted model, not a curated record. Gene Ontology annotation, biological process: septin ring assembly; endoplasmic reticulum inheritance. The transcript has 2 exons.